Messenger RNA from Daphnia carinata, 2096 nucleotides. RefSeq names its product beta-1,4-mannosyl-glycoprotein 4-beta-N-acetylglucosaminyltransferase-like. Gene Ontology annotation, cellular component: membrane. The coding region runs from base 282 to 1658 and encodes 458 amino acids. The record is from RefSeq and is a predicted model, not a curated record. NCBI's taxonomy places the organism in Eukaryota, Metazoa, Arthropoda, Branchiopoda, Diplostraca, Daphniidae. The transcript is spliced from 4 exons. Gene Ontology annotation, biological process: N-acetylglucosamine metabolic process; protein N-linked glycosylation. Gene Ontology annotation, molecular function: beta-1,4-mannosylglycoprotein 4-beta-N-acetylglucosaminyltransferase activity.
GGGAGAGAGUGCCCGACGGGGCACUAGCAUCAUUACAUGCAUUGAAAGAGUUCAUUCUCUUGCCGUGUGCUACGUCAUCGAGAAGGAUAAAAACAUUGCUCUUCCUGCAGAUGAAAACGCUCACUUGGAUUUUGAGGUGAACGACAGAGCAGGUGCUGAUCAGCAGUUGCUGCCAAGCGUUACGGACCUUGAUAUUUUGCCGGGAGAAGGAGAAGAGCAGUUUCAUCCGACUGAUGGUUCUAUAAAAGAACAGCAACAUAAAGAACCUUGAAGUUUCAUGCAUGGGUCUAUUUCGUCGUUUUAAAAUGACACCUAUGAGGCGAUGCGGUCUGUGGAUGGUGGCUAUUCAGGUUGUGAUGAUCAUUGGGAUCAUGAGCGUCUAUACUUUGCAGCCCGGAUGGCCAGUUUUGACAUCGUUAUACGCAUCCGGGGAAGACUCCUACACGGACGUCAUGGAUCCCAUAAUUUUACCUGCGCUUCCCGAAAUCUACACGCUGGUGGAUGACGAUCGACCGUAUUUCACGCUCCUACCCAAUGGAUUCAGUUGCUUUACUGCCGGCACUGAUUUGAUGAAAAGCAGCACUUCCAGUUCUAAUAGUUGCAACUGUUUGGCGGGCUAUUACGGACGUGAUUGUGGCAUACCGGAACCCGUCUGGUACGCUUGUCAAGCAUUAAACAAUUGUACUGAUUUCAAACCCCGGAAGACGCCACGUCGAAUCAUUCACGGGCUAAACAUCAAUCACGAACUCGAGUUCUUUCAAGUCCGGUUGGAAGAAGUGGGCGACGUGUUGGAUGUUAUCAUCGUUGGCGAAUCUAAUCUAACUGCUGGAGGCGAUCCGAGCCCUUUGUACUUGCUGCCGGAACUGCGCAGAGGGUACAUGGGCGGUUUCCAGCACAAAAUUAUCCACGUCUUCAUCGAUCAUUUCCCACCUGAAGGAUUGACAGAUGGAUGGUUCGCAGACACGUUUAUACGUGAUUACAUGGGACAGGAAGGCCUUAAACGCAUCAAAGGUAUUCGAGAUGAAGAUUUGUUCCUGUUGCUAGAUGCCGAUGAGAUUCCAGACCGGAAUGUUUUACUCUUUUUGAAACUAUACGAUGGUUAUCCGGAACCCAUUGCCUUGACAUUACGUUGGUCCAUUUACGGUUUUUUUUGGAAACGUUCCGUCAGUGGAUCGCCAUUCGUUGAAGACGUGACACAUAUCUUGGCCAUUUCUACAAUGCGGAUGAUUCGUGAAGUUUAUGAUAACAAAGUAAUGAGCCUCCGCCGUAAUUACCUGACGACAGAGCCACUCUUAAGCCGAGUGAAAGCCUAUAUUCUCAACGGCCAUUCGGUCAUGGAAUGGAAUAUCGGUCGUGUUGGAGCCUAUGCCGGUUUCCAUUGUUCUUGGUGCUAUAAUGCGGAAGGAAUCAGACUCAAACUGACGUCGGCUCAAAAAGACGAUAAACCACGUUGGGGUGAUUACCCCGAAAAAUUAGAUCUCGGAUACAUAAACGGAUUGAUUCGCGAUGGACGUUGGUUCGACAACACGAAGCCAUUUUUCCUAGCCAAACCGGAAGAGGAUCGUCUUUAUGCCCCAUCCUAUAUUUUAAAGCAUAAAAAUCGGUUCGGUUACCUGUUGAAUCUUCCAUCAGCUGGUAACAAAACGAUACCUUCCUAAUUUAUUUGACGAUCGUUUUGGAAACGCCGAAACACAUUGUUUUUUUGCUAUUUUUGAUUUCGAGUGUGAUUUUUUACAAUAUUCCAUUUGCCGACGAAGCAGAGAAAGAAAAAAUAAGUGUACCUUUGAUUGGAGCCAUUAGUCGGCUCUCUUUGGCAUAUGCUUGAUAUAUUGUUGUCUGUUAUUAUUUUUUUUUUUUCUCAAUAAGAUAUAAACUAUUACGUUUUUUUUUUCAAGCUGCCGGUUUCAGCUGUGUUUCAUUAUGUUCGCAAUCUACACAGCAGUACAGGAACCUCCUCCUCAGCGUUGCCUUUGUUGUCCUUGAGAUGUUGCCAGAAAAUUAUCUCCUGCAUUUCCUUUAUGCACUGCUGCGUUCGAAUAUUCAGCGUGAGUUCAUCAUGGCGCCUGUUCUUUUAUAAAUCACAGAGAGAGAGAGAG